AUGGCAUCAGCUGGUAUCUCAAAAGGCGAAAUCCGUUAUUUGUAUCGAUCUCUUCUACGCACAACUCGUCAGUUCUGCGAUUACAACAUCAGAGAGUACGCUAAACGACGUACCAUCGACGCCUUCCGUCAAAACCAAAACCUAACCGACCCGUCGGCCAUAUCCGCCGCCUAUUCCGAUGGUAAGGCCCAGCUUGAUGUCGCCAAAAGACAGGCCGUUGUUUACUCUCUCUACGCCCCAAAAAUCAAAACCGUCAUGGACUCUACCAUUUCUCGCUGA
Dovyalis caffra is the source of this 279-nucleotide messenger RNA. The record is from the annotation of a GenBank genome assembly. NCBI's taxonomy places the organism in Eukaryota, Viridiplantae, Streptophyta, Magnoliopsida, Malpighiales, Salicaceae.